AACAUGUAAACAACAGCAACGAAUUAAUAUUUAAACCAUGAAGUAAACAUGUAAAUGAAAUCAACGAGUUUUAAAAUUCACAAACCAUGAACUUGAUCAACCUGUGAGCGACAGCAACGAAUAAAUGUACAAACUAUGUAUUAUAAGAACUCGAUAAACUUGUCAAUAAACAUUGAAAAUUUGAAUUCUAUUAACCCGUAAACGAAAAUAGCAAAUUAGUUUUUGAAUCAUGAACACGAUUAAUCUGUAAACAUCAACAGCGAAUACACGUUUGAAUCAUGAAUGAAGCCAACGACAGCAGAGAUCCUGAGCUAUAUCGUCCAGUAAACGACAGUAUAGCGAAGUACAGUUAAGGAUUGGAUGAUUAUUUUGAUACUAAAGUUCUUAGAUCGUCACGGCUACCGCUGUCUGCAGAUGACAAGGUCCGCAUUAUUCCAAUUCUUCUUUAUUUUGAUGAUCAUGUUGGAUAUAGAGGCUACCUUAGACAACCAUAAAAUCAGCUGCCAACAAGAGCAACACCAUGUCAUCAUCCCAUUUAUUGCCACCAUUAGUGGAAAAUUUGUGUCCAAUAUCUCAUUGGGUUCGGAAGACUAUAAAACGGGUCCUAAUGCCGAUAAAAGGACAGCAUAUCCAUCAGAUUUAUAUGUAACUAUUCCGCUGGGGGAUGUCGAAUUUACCCUGGAGCUACAUAAACACAGCAUCCAUACCAGUGAGCGACACAGAAAGUGGACCUCUGGUAAUAUCACGUACUCCCAGCUCUUGGUGGAUGACUGCUUUUACCAGGGAUCUGUUAUUGGUCAAGAUAGGAGCUUUGUUGCCGUAGCUCUGUGCGAUGGAUUGAAUGGUUAUAUCCAAACCGACGAAUAUGAGAUGCUAAUAGAUCCCAUGAGGCACCAAAACAGAGAAUACAGCGACAAUGGUCAACACAGAGUUAAAACUUGUUCCAUCCCUAAAGACAUAGGACGAAUGCGACCAAGAGAAAGAGGCCACAGAAGGGAGAAAAGGCAAGCAAGAAGUGGGAGGAAAUAUCUGGAGGUUCUUAUUGCUGCCGACACGAGUGUUACCGCUGUCAUUGGUAAAGACAGCCUGGAUACUUACCUACUGACCCUGAUGAAUAUAGUGAACAAGGUUUACAAACAUGAUACAUUAUCCGCAGACAUUGAAGUUGUCACCGUAAAAACCCUGGAACUCGACAAAUCAAUGGAGGACAAUAUCAUCUCUAAAAACGAUGCGAGAAAAACGGUAGAUAACUUUUGCCAGUGGACAACCAAACAGGCAUACAACAGGAUGAUCAAUAAGGGAGGAUACCAUUUCGAUGUCGCGGUGCUUUUAACAAGAACUGGCAUAGGCCCCGCAGGUUAUGCCCCAAUCACCGGAAUGUGCAACCCAGGACGCAGCUGUGCUAUAGUCAAAGACGAAGGACUUACCUCUGCCUUUAUAAUAGCCCAUGAAGUGGCUCAUGUUUUUGGUUUGUACCACAAUGGUCAUAGGAACACAUGUUCCGGACGUCAAUACGAGACAAGCAUCAUGGCCGCAAUGGUGAAAGCAAACCUACAGCAGUACUGGUGGACGGACUGCAGCAGUAAACGCAUGGACGAAGUGCUUCCGUCAUUAACAUGCCUUAAUAACAAACCGUCUGCGUCGCACUCCGUUGAUCUUCCUCUUGGAGAGAAGUUUUCUUUGGACAAGCAAUGUCGUUAUGAAUUUGGAGCUGGGAAUACUUUAUGUCCGCAUUUUUUUGGACAACCAUGUGCCAUGUUGUGGUGUUCUGGGCCCAGUGACCGUGGAAAUAGAAUGUGUAAGACAAAGCGGGCACCCCCUCUAGAGGGAACUCCUUGUGGCACAGAAAAGCAAUGUGAGAAUGGUCAGUGUGUGUACUUCGGUCACCACACGCCGGUGAAUGGAGGGUGGGGCGCCUGGGGUAACUGGUCCUCCUGCUCUGCCGCCUGUGGGAUUGGACUUAGACAGAGAACUCGGGACUGUACCAAUCCAAGACCUCAGUACGAUGGAAAAGACUGUACGGGUGAAAGCAAUGAGAUGGAUACUUGCAAAUCUACGACAUGUACCUCAUUCACUGAUGUCCGUAGGGUACAGUGUUUUAUGCUGGACUCUAUGAGGAUCAGACCAGACCGACAUAACUGGUUACCAUAUCAAGUCAAAGACCCAAAGAAGUUGUGCGUUCUUUCCUGUGUUUCAAAUUUGACUGGGGAGAUAGAAACAUUUGACAACAUUCCAGUGGACAAUGGUGUCCCAUGUUCUUAUGAUGAAGCAAAUAACAUUUGUGUUGAUGGCAAAUGCAUGCAUGUUGGUUGUGACGGAAAAAUGAAUUCCUCUGCAAAAGAAGAUGAAUGCGGAGUUUGUAAUGGCGAUGGUUCACAGUGUAAAACAGUUAAUGGAAGAUUUCAAAAGAAAUUUACUACAACUCACCGCGACUAUAUGGAUCUCCUUGUGUUACCAAAAGGCGCCAGAAAUUUUAAAAUUACAGAGGUUUCCAAGGCAUCCCAUUUUCUUGCUCUUCAGGAUCCAAGGUAUGGUACAUUUAUACUGAAUGGCGGACGAACUCUCGGGAGAUCGCGCGAGUUUGCUGCGGCAGGAGCUUGGUUUGUGUAUGAAAACAACGGUAUAGAAUCACUGGAAUCUAAGGGCCCAAUUCAGACGGAUUUAGAAGUAAAGGUUUUUCCAAGGGAUAAGCAUUCUUUUGCAUCAUAUGAAUACCAGUAUACCAUUUCAAAAGAUGAUAAUACUCAUGAAAAGAUGCUGUAUUACUUCAAAUACGAAGGCUGGACAGACUGCUCCGUCACCUGUGGAACCGGAGAGCAAAGCUUGAUAUACGGGUGUUACAGUAAGGAAAAUGACAUCAAGGUUGAACAAGAACGGUGUAAAUAUCUGGAAGAUCCAAGAGGAAAACCGCAUAAAUGUAGAAGAAGUAAAUGCUCAGCAGAACAGUUGAGAUGGGCAAUGCUGAAUGACUGGACAGAUUGUAACGAAACUUGUGGUGAACAUGGCAUGCAAUACCAGCUAUAUAAAUGUGAGAGAGAUACACGAGGCCAAAUAGAAUACAUGGACCUCUCGGUAUGCGACGAGGUUCUUCCUCCUCCGACCUAUACCAGGGCGUGUAACCGAGUUCCCUGCCAAGUCUAUCAAUGGAUGGACUCCGGUAAGUGGAGCGAAUGUUCCGAAACGUGCGGAAACAAUGGGAAGAAAGAGAAACUGUUUAUUUGUAAGGAUCAUUUAAGGAAAGAUGUAGAUGACAGUUAUUGUACGGGACCUAAACCAGAAAAGACGGACAAAUGUAAUGUAAAACCGUGUGAAAUAUUUAAACUUGUUUCUACGGGGUCAUUGGGGCCUUGUUCCGAGACAUGUGGCGAAAAUGCUUAUCAGACCAUGUUAACAGAAUGUGUUCGGGUUAAUUCUAGAAACAAAACUGAAAAAGUAUCGAAGUCAGAAUGUGAGAAUAUUUUAGAGGAGGAUGAAAUCAGGCCUUGUCCUUAUGUACCUUGCUACAAAGCCACUUAUAAAUGGAUAGUUUAUGAAGACUGGUCUGAAUGUUCCAGUGAAUGUGGAAAUGGGGGUGUUCAAUUUCAGAUAAACAAGUGUUUUGAUGUAACUUAUGAAUAUGCUAUGAAAAAUGUAGAAGACCAUUAUUGUGAUAAAUCCAAGAGUGCUAAUAUGACUAGACCAUGCAACAGAGUAGAUUGUUUUGACUAUAACUGGGUUUCACAAUCUUGGAGUGAUUGUAGUUCAACAUGUGGAACGGAUGGAAUCCGUAAACAGUUGUUUUCAUGUGCAAAAGUGUACUUAAACAAAACGGUAGAAGAUGUAGAUGAAUCUCUUUGUAGUCAUCUACAAUAUCCUGUCAUAACAGAGGACUGUAAUAGGAUUCCUUGUGAGAUAAGAGUGUACAGCUGGAUAAUGAUUCCAGAAUGGACAGAAUGUUCUGUAUCCUGUGGAGAAGGAAUCCAGUCGGGCCUUGUUGGAUGUUUUGAGGUUUAUAAGAAUGACACUAUGACUCGAGCUGAAAACGAAACACUUUGUCAGUUCGUCGAAAAGCCCAACUACCAAAGAUCUUGCACCAAAGGGCCCUGUGAAUCCUAUCAGUGGAGCAAAGAGUUCGAUUGGACCGCUUGUUCUGAGUCUUGUGGAGAACAGGGUAUCCAGACCACUAUACAUGUUUGUGAACGUGUUUUACCCGAUGGUUCGAUCAUUCCAACUAGUUCUUCUUUAUGCAAAGACAUACCAGAUAUUUCUCGUAGUCGGUCAUGUAACAGAAUACCUUGCAUAUCUUGGCGUUACAGAAUAAUACAUUUAGGCUAUCUUUCCGAGUGUUCCGAGACAUGUGGAGAAAAUGGCGUUCGGUUUUACCAUUAUGUAUGUGAAAGAGAAUUUGUAAAUGGCUCUACAGAGGAGGUGAAAAUGGAAAACUGUGCCGAUAUUGUGUUUCCAAACACCACCUAUCCCUGCAACAGAGUGUCUUGUGGUCGGGAAUGGGUCACCGAUAACUGGAGUCGGUGUUCCGUGUCUUGUGGAGUGGGAGUUCAAAAGAGAUACAUCUUUUGUGGCUCUAUCGCUGAAAACCUCAACCCUGCCGAAUGUUCCGCGAGCCCACCGGCAACAACAAGGGUGUGCAGUCAACAAAACUGUCCUCCAAAUGCCUGCGUAGACAAAAUCUCUCUUUGCACAAGGGGCGCCACUGAAAGAACUUGCAGAUAUAGGGGUUAUCAAUUCAUGUGUUGUGCUACUUGCAGCAAAUUCCAAACUUGAAAUGUUUUUGAAUUGUUCCUUUCUAACAAUUGGCAUAAAUAUAUCCAGAGAAAAGCAAUCGAGGCUUUUCACAUCAUUUUUUGUGUAUUCAUGUAAAAACACAGUUUCAUUUUAAAUUUUUAUGCAAGUGUGACAUAUAAAGAUGUUUAUUGAUUUACAUGCAUACCUUGUGUCAAAAGUUAUCAUCUAUAUAAUACGAGUAAGAAAGUUGCACACUAAUCCCCGACGUAUUCUUAAAACACAUAAUUAUGCCGAAUUUAAUCAAAUGUUGAUGUUCUUUGAUUAUAAUACAGAAUUAAUACUAAAA
Messenger RNA from Magallana angulata, 5068 nucleotides. RefSeq names its product A disintegrin and metalloproteinase with thrombospondin motifs 3-like. The coding region runs from base 361 to 4761 and encodes 1466 amino acids. Lineage: Eukaryota; Metazoa; Mollusca; Bivalvia; Ostreida; Ostreidae. Gene Ontology annotation, cellular component: extracellular matrix. Gene Ontology annotation, molecular function: metalloendopeptidase activity. The record is from RefSeq and is a predicted model, not a curated record. Gene Ontology annotation, biological process: extracellular matrix organization; proteolysis. The transcript has 24 exons.